Messenger RNA from Meira miltonrushii, 662 nucleotides. RefSeq lists its product as uncharacterized. The transcript has a single exon. NCBI's taxonomy places the organism in Eukaryota, Fungi, Basidiomycota, Exobasidiomycetes, Exobasidiales, Brachybasidiaceae. The coding region runs from base 146 to 577 and encodes 143 amino acids. The record is from RefSeq and is a predicted model, not a curated record.
CUCUUUUUCAGUCAGCCAGCUAUUCAACGGUUUCCGCCUCCUAUCUCUCGCAAUUUGGGCAAGCCUUGUAGCAAAGCAUCUUUCACUGCUACCAACCAUUCCACGGGGAGGAUCUCCAAAUCACAAUAGUAUAUGAGGCGAUAAGAUGACGAUCACAGUACGCAUCUUUAUUAUUUCGCUUCUCUUGUUCUUUCUCAAUACAGGAUGCAUUGCUGCGCCACAAGGUCAAAUGCAACUCUUUCUUCCGCCUUCUCUUUCGACAUGUAUGCCUAUUCAAAUUCAAUGGAACAAUGCAAUCGGUCCAACUGCUAACAUAUCGGUUUUCACAUUGACAAAUCAAAGUACGCUCAAUGUAGAACCAGCGAGAAGGUUUAGCAAUUUAGAUGCAGAAACAGGCUCAUAUCUUUGGCGUAUAGAUUUGCCCAGCAAUCAGAAUGUGAUCGUACGUCUAACCGAUUCUGCAGGUCGUUUGGUCGAUUCUCCUCCUACAACAAUCGUUCGUAGUGUGGCAAGUGAACCUCCAUGUAAAAACAAUCACAUCGUUCCUUCUCUAUUUCAACAAAUGUCAUGUGAGUAAACGCAGUAUUCAAUGUGUAGGAAAAACAAAUCCAAUUGACACUCUAUUUUCACACCCUCACAGUCAAAGGACCUGUCGGCGUUGA